Messenger RNA from Grosmannia clavigera kw1407, 3567 nucleotides. RefSeq names its product c6 zinc finger domain containing protein. The transcript has 8 exons. Gene Ontology annotation, biological process: DNA-templated transcription. Gene Ontology annotation, molecular function: DNA binding; zinc ion binding. The record is from RefSeq and is a predicted model, not a curated record. Bases 1 to 3567 code for a protein of 1188 amino acids. NCBI's taxonomy places the organism in Eukaryota, Fungi, Ascomycota, Sordariomycetes, Ophiostomatales, Ophiostomataceae.
AUGGAAAUCGACGCCUCGAGGCACCAGCCCUCCGUGCCGGGCUUCGCUCCAGACGAAGCUACCACGUCCGCCGACCCAGGAACGACAGCGUCCGCGAUGGCACAGAACCAGAAUAAUGCGGCGGCUCAGGCAGCUGCACAAGCAGCCGCGCAGGCACAUCUCAGCUUUAGAAGACAUGUCAUGCUAGAAAGCAAGACCGAGGCACAUUGGCCCGAAACCCCUCUUCUCCCCGUCCCGUAUUGCAUCUUCCUUCGCUCCACUACCUCCCGUCUCCUGAUUCAGGCCACUACCCAGAAGGGAGAUCUUCCCGGCAUAGGGCGCUUUCUCAUCAUCCUUUUUCCCCAGGUCCGCUGCGAUGCCGCUAGUCUGGGCGUGCCUUGCACAAACUGUGUCGCAUUCAACAUUGAGUGCCGUAUCCCCACUCCCAAACGCAAGAAGGUCGUCUCACAGUCAACGGCCUCGGCGACGGGAACUGCAGGCUCGACAUCAAAAGACUCCGACAGUGAUCGUGGGGAUGGUUCCGACGACAAAUCACCACGAUCGAGCAGUGUUGCUGCGUCCACUACGUCGGGACUAGCGUCCGUUUCUGCCACCCCGUCUGUUUCUCGGCCGUCUGUUCACCACACCUAUGAAGGCACGCCGUCUUCAACGGUGACGGAGCUGCAGGCCAAGAAGCAAGAAGUCGACACAGGCACAUACGUUAACAUCCUCAUGAAGCCCCGCUUCACUCGUGCCCCCAUCACGGAGCCGGGCCGUGUCGCCUACCUUGGCGAGUCGUCUAACCUCACCCUCUUGGUCCACGACCAGGCCGGAUCUGCCGAUGUUGUCCACUACCCUCUUCCCGAGAAUGUGCGUGGAUCGCGGGCCCGUCUCACUGAGCUCGAUAAUGUCGAGAUUGAGAUCCUCCAGCAGCGUGGAGCUUUUCUAUUGCCACCACGAGAACUCUGCGAUGAGCUGAUCGAGGCUUAUUUUGUUUGGAUUCACCCGAUCAUGCCUGUCAUCAACCGUAAUCGAUUUAUGCGCCAAUACCGCGAUCCCAACAACCCGCCUUCGCUGUUGCUUCUUCAGGCUAUCCUUCUGGCCGGCUCGCGCGUUUGCAAUAACCCAAAGCUUAUGGAUGCGAAUGGCUCCACAACACCCGCUGCCCUGACGUUUUACAAGCGUGCCAAAGCCUUAUAUGACGCCAAUUACGAAGAUGACCGGGUUACGAUUGUGCAGUCGCUGCUGCUCAUGGGAUGGUACUGGGAGGGCCCGGAAGACGUCACCAAGAAUGUCUUUUACUGGAGCCGUGUCGCCACCAUAGUUGCACAGGGCUCGGGCAUGCACCGCAGUGUGGAGGGCUCUCAGCUUAGCACGACGGACAAGCGUCUGUGGAAGCGAAUCUGGUGGACGCUGUUCACCCGUGAUCGGUCUGUGGCCGUCGCUCUCGGCCGUCCUAUCCAUAUAAAUCUGGAAGACUCGGAUGUCGAGAUGCUGACAGAAGACGACUUCAACGAAGACGAGCCAGACCUGCCGAGCGAGUAUAAGCCAGAUCCGCUCCAUGUGCAGUUCUUUCUGCAGUAUGUUAAGCUCUGCGAGAUCAUGGGCCUGGUGCUGUCCCAGCAGUAUUCCGUCGCAUCAAAGGGUCGACAGAAGAGCCCCAUCGACCUGACCCACAGCGACAUGGCUCUGGCCGACUGGCUCCAAAACUGUCCGCGGAUCGUCUGUUGGAAUAUCCAGGGCCGCAGCUUCUGGUCUGCGCUGCUCUUCUCCAACUACUACACCACCCUAUGCCUGCUGCACCGCGCAUACAUGCCGCCUGGCUCGGGCUCGCAGCGACUCGCAGAAGACCACACCGCCUACCCGUCAAGAAAUAUUGCCUUUCACGCGGCCGGCGCUAUAACGUCCAUUAUCGAGUAUCUGUCAGCUUCGGACGAACUGCGGUAUUGCCCUGCCUUUAUAGUCUACAGUCUCUUCUCUGCCUUGAUCAUGCACGUUUACCAGAUGCGGUCGCCGGUGCCGUCGAUCCAGCAGGUCACGCAGGAGAAUCUUCGGACCUGUAUGGGUGCGCUCAAGGAUGUCUCCAAGGUCUGGCUUGUGGGCAAGAUGGUCUACGCCCUGUUCGAGUCCAUCUUGGGGAACAAGAAUCUGGAGGAACGGCUGAGAAAGGCCGGUGGCGUGCGUCACCGCAAGACGCAGAGCAAUCAUUCGAAACCAGAGAAUCACGGCAAUGCACAGAGACCACAGAGCCUGUACCACCAGCAACAGCAACAACAACAACAACUCCAGGACAUCUCGAAGCGCAAGUACGACGAGAUGGCUAUUGAUUUCAGCGUCAACACGCCGCAGCCGCAGGAGUCUUACGAACGUUCUCGGCCGCAGACGCCGAACCAUUCGUCAGCGUUGAAGGGGGAGCAGACGAAUACUGCGAUGGGCCCGCCAUCUAUGGCACCAGGAGGAGCAAGGCCCGCGAUGGACACGUUUGCUGGAGGCGCUGGUGGCAUUGGGGGCAACGGCUCGACGUCGCGCCCACAAACACGUCCACACACGCCGUUUCCGUCGUCCUUCUCUCUGCCGACAACACCGCCAGACUUGUAUCUGGUCACUCGCAACUCGCCCAAUCUGUCGCAGGCGAUUUGGGAAAACUUUCAGCCGGACCAGCUCUUUCCGGACAACACUGGCUUCUCUACCAUGUUUCCGCCGACGAUGUCGCCGACGCCAUCGAAUCAAAACAUGGACCCCAAUAUUAUUGCCCCGAUGCAGCAACAACAACAGCAUGCGCAACAUCACCAGCAGCAGCAAGCCCACCAGCAACAACAACCACAACAGAGCCCGUUUACGCAGCACAUUUCACCGCCAGCGUCAACUAAACGGGGGGCCGGCAGUGCUUUGGGCGCAGGAACCAGCCCCCUGUCGCCGCCGGGGAUUGCGGCUCAGGGACUAGGUGGAUUCCAAGCACAGCAAGCGCCGCAUCAACAGCAACAUCAUCACCAGGCAAAUAGCAGCAACACCAUGUGGCAAUCGCCCUUUGAUGGAGCGCUUCCGGAUGGGCAGAGUCCGAGCGACAGCUGGAGCACAGGAUCGGUGCAGGGACAGCCAGUGCCGUCCACGCUGAAUGUGGAAGACUGGUUUCAAUUUUUCGGCAUAAACGGCGGCGAUGCUAACGGGAUCAACCUGGACUUGUCGAUGAACGUUUCUGCCUGGAGGACCAGAGCUUUGGUGCUUGCGGCUUUUGCCAUUCCACUGCACAGCCUUGGGACUAGGAGUAGUGGCUCUGGGCACGGAGAACCCAAGACGAUCUCGGUUGGUCCUGACGGCGUGGCCCCCGACAGCGUGGCAGGCUCGCCGCCUGUCUUUGGCGAGUCUCCUCCCACGACCGGCUUGACCACCGGCGGCCUUCUCGAGGUCAAUCCACAAGACCGCCGUGGCAGCGCCGAAUGGGACGCCUCCAAGGUGCCACCCAGUCGAUUCCAGAAGCGCAAGGGGUCGAUCUACUCGACGCCCAACUCGCGUGAUGGCCAGGUCGACAGCAACUACGCGGCCAAGUUUCAUGCCAAGCACGCAGAAAAGGGCUACAACAAGAAGUGA